This is a messenger RNA of Rhopalosiphum maidis (corn leaf aphid), 1443 nucleotides long. RefSeq lists its product as uncharacterized. The coding region runs from base 76 to 738 and encodes 220 amino acids. The record is from RefSeq and is a predicted model, not a curated record. Lineage: Eukaryota; Metazoa; Arthropoda; Insecta; Hemiptera; Aphididae. The transcript has a single exon.
GCGGCCUUCGUGUCAUCGCCGACACUCGUCGUCAAUCGUUCCCCGCGGCACUGUACACGCUCGGCAACUCACGAAAUGAUCGCGUGCGGAAUAUCCGGCGGCGACGGCGGCGGCGGCGACGAUACACCGAAGUCGAGAAGCGGCUGCGGACGGCGAGCGCGACAGACCGACUGGACCGUGUUGGUGCACGGCCUGUGCGCCGCCAUAAUCGCACUGAUCACGCUCCGGAUCCUGCCGGCGUUGGCCGCGUGUUUGGUCGGCGUGUGCUUCCUGCAGUCGCCGGUGCUCAGAACGCUGUCGUCCGGACUGUUCCGAUUCCUCGGGCCGCGAGGCCGCAGAUCAGCCAACCCGAAUGGCGGCGGUAUUGGAACCGGUCGCGGUGGCCGACGAAGGAGUUCGCUUGAGCCGCAGGCUCCGUCGACAAGCGGCGACGAAGUUCCGUCGACAAGCUGCGGUGACGUUCUGCCGAGAUCGCCGUCAACAAACUCUUUGCCGGUCGUCAAACGUAGUCUGCGAUUGCUGGUGCCAGUGAUGCAAGGCAUCCAGCGCUCCGUCGUUACUCGCCCGAAACGUCCGAGGCGGUCGUCGCUUAGGCGUUGUCGCGACAAUGUCGCCACCGUCACCGCUUGCGACAAUAUCAUCACGAAAACCGUCGAGACGGUUUCGAGUUAUCGGGCCGACAACGAUGCCGUUCACUGUAGCCAGUACGUGGUAUGCGCCACCAGAGAAUACCGAUGAUACAGUCAUUAUAGCGCAUAUAUAUUAUAAUAUAAAUAGAUUUAAACUAUUCUGUGGUAAUUCAUAUAUGCGUAGAUCGGGUAUACUCGAUAGUCCAUGCGUUUGACGGGCUUUCGAUUUAAAAGCCACUACGGUGACAUUUUUUUAUUUAUUAUUAUGGCGAGUUUCGUUAACAAUCUCUAUAGGCACUGAAUAAACCGAUUAUCGCGUAUAUAAUUUUUAUAUAUUAUGCAGUCGUCGUUAUAGUUAAUGCGCAUAAAAAAAAAAAAGGUCGAGUUUACAGUAACGCGUAUGUCGUCUGUCGUGCCGCGUUCAAAAGUUUAGCUCAACACGACUAAGCAAUCAGCAUAUACGAUAAAAGCCGCAAGGCACAAAAGACGGCGUAGCUGUGGACCCAGCUUAACUGAACGCGCGUUAUAUAGUGUUUAAGUUUGUAUUAUGUAUUUUAAAUUUAAGGAACUUGACUUAUAAUACGCGUACACGUUUUUUUAAUGUGAACGUUUUAUAUUUGGUGGUAUUUUUUAUAUUAGAAUAUUAGAAUUUCAUUUUUAAUUCCCGCCAAAUAGGUUAAUGCGCAUAAAAACAAGACCAUUUACAGGCAUUAACUAUAUAUUGUUAUGUAUUAUUAUAUAUUAUAUUACGUUAUUAAUUUAUUAAUAAUAUUCAAAUAACAAUAUUACAUUAUUAUAAAUGUGUGAUUAAAAA